AUGCCUGGUGGACCGUGGGUCAGGGUGCAGGAGAUUGAUGCAUCUGACAUGUAUCGCGCAACAAUGGAGCAGCAACUACGAGAAGAACAGGAGGAGCUGCUUGCUGUGGUGUGCGCCGAGCAAGAGUGGAUGCGUUGCAAACAGGAGGCUUGGAACAAACAGUUAGCUGACGGCCAGAGGCGCAUGCAUGAGAUGAUGAAUUUUAUCAAAGCACGAGAGGAGGCUGAGAAGGCAGCUGCAGAACAGAUGCAGGCAGCACUUGCCGAGGUGGAGGAACAACAGCAGCGUGAGCUUGCUGAGGCAGAGGCACGCAAGGAGCGUGAGCUUGUGGAGCUGGAGUACAGAGCGAAGAGGCAAACAGAGCUUGCCCAACUAAUGUCCAAGAUUGGCGGAUCGAUUCAUAUGGCUGCUUUGCACCCUCAAGGGGAGCCUACUGUUACUAUGGGCUCGAAUCAGAGACCUAUGUCUUCCGCCGACUUCUUCCAGGGCUUACUGCUUGACCGACCAAGAACUGCAAAGUCUUUGUCACAAUGGCAGGAAGAAGAAGAACGCCUCGCAGACCCUACAUGCUCUGAAUAUGAUCAAACUGGACCACAACCUCCAACAACUGCUGCCCUGCCCGCUCCAGAGGUGGAUGUAUCGACAUUGGUGGAGACACUCAAGAAACAAGCUGAUGAGGCCCUCGAGGAGGCUCUGGAUGAGGUUCUGGAGCAGUUUGGCCCAGGGUCCCUUGGGACCGGCUACCGCCCAAUUAGCAGGGGAACUCGUCGCAAGCGACCCAAUGCUGCCAAUGAACGCAAAGAAGAGUACACAAAACUGAAAGAAAGAAAUCCAGGACUAUCUGACAGUGUGAAGGCCUUGGAUAUCAAGACUGACAGCGACAUUGCAAUGAAGCCGCGAGCUGACACAACCGCAGUGGAGGCUUACAAUGAUGCGAGUCCCAAUGGCCCUGACCGUGACAACCUUUGCAUUGAUAUGGGGGCGGCAGUGAAGGAUUCCCGAUGGAAUCAGCAGCUUGUCAAGAUCCUCGUGGAGAGGGCCCAUAUACUCUGCGACCAGCGGCUAGCAAGGGGCUAUGCAAUGGAGCCCCAGUACGGGAGGGAUGGUACAGCAGAGGAUCAGGAUGAACUCCAUGACUGUUUGCAAACGAAAUAUAGCGGUACUCACAAGAAAGCUCGGAUGCACAUCUGGCACCAUGGGAAAUAUAAGACGCGAUUAUCCACCAUAGAUCAGACUAUAACCAUCAAGUCCGAGAGAGGCGAGCAGGACACCCCGUUCUGGACCUACUUAAGGUCCACCAUAGUACGGUAUGGAGAAGACUGUAUGAGCUCAGAUGAUACAGAUGAGGAAACUGACGUCUUUCACGUCCGCAAGAUGCCUUGGCAGCGAGAUAUCGAGAGGGAGCUGAAGAUUGUUGACGACCAACGGGACGCUGAUGGUAUCAAAGACAACCGCGGCUCCAAGCCAGCACCUAGGUCUUGCGCAUGGCGUGCUAAGAAGGGACAGAAACAGCUGGAUUGUUUGCACAUCCAUGUGUGUAAUGUCAGAGUAACCGUGCUCAAGCGGGCCAUCAAACUUCAGGAUAACAUGACGUCAGGGAAGAACGUGGCAACGUAUGGUGCAGGCCGUAUCUCCAGCGAGCAAUUACCCUUCGAGGUUGUAGAUAUGAGGCUAUAUUCACAAUCGACAUCUCGAAAUUCCCUUAUUUGCCCUGUUAGAGAGGUGAAUCCAACCUACGCAGUCGUGGAUGGUAUUGCAUGGCAGAAGCAGUGA
Molecule: messenger RNA, 1773 nt
Organism: Gloeophyllum trabeum ATCC 11539
Lineage: Eukaryota; Fungi; Basidiomycota; Agaricomycetes; Gloeophyllales; Gloeophyllaceae
Exons: 13
Coding region: 1-1773 (590 amino acids)
Source: RefSeq, a predicted model, not a curated record